Molecule: messenger RNA, 1778 nt
Organism: Caenorhabditis elegans
Lineage: Eukaryota; Metazoa; Nematoda; Chromadorea; Rhabditida; Rhabditidae
Gene: mans-4
Product: alpha-1,2-Mannosidase
Exons: 7
Coding region: 87-1685 (532 amino acids)
Biological process (GO): carbohydrate metabolic process
Cellular component (GO): membrane
Molecular function (GO): mannosyl-oligosaccharide 1,2-alpha-mannosidase activity; calcium ion binding
Source: RefSeq, marked reviewed
UUCCACGCUGUUUUUUCAGUUAAUUCGACACAGACUCUUUUAUUAAAAAUUAUUUGACUUUAUUAACGUAAAGUUAUCAUUUUCCGAUGGUUCGCAUAAAAAUUAAUCGAAAAACUCUCUUUAUUUUAUUCAUUGCUUAUAUGCAACUACUCGUAUUUCUUGCACUUUAUCUGAAUCUAGCUGGACCAGCAGAACUUCUCAAUCCUAGAAGACAGAAAUUUUUUGGAACAAACUCGGCAAAUCGACAAAAUUCGAAUGAAACAUAUGGCACACCAAAGGCAACCAAGUUGAAAAGAGCGCCGCCAGUUUUUCAAGGUCCUACGAAUGAAAGACAAAAAGCCAUUGUACGAGCAUUCCAGCAUGCUUGGUCUGGAUAUAAAAAGUAUGCAUGGGGUCAUGAUGAACUUCGCCCAGUUUCAAAGCGAUUUGACGAUUCUUUUGGGCUUGGACUUACCAUUAUAGAUAGUUUAGAUACUGCGAUAAUAAUGGGAUUGGAAGAAGAAACUCGCGAUGGUGUUGAAUGGAUUCGGGAAAAUCUGAACGUGUCUCCAGCCAGAAGCGUUAAUGUAUUCGAGACCACAAUUCGAGUUCUCGGUGGACUGUUGAGUGGGUAUCAUCUGACAGGAGAAGAAGCGCUCCUUGAAAAAGCUACUCAGCUUGGAGAUAAUUUGAUCAAAGCCUUCACUAAAUCGUCUUCACUAAUACCAAAAAGUGAUGUAAACCUAGAUAACGGGAAUGCUUGCAGUCCAAAUCGCGAUCUUUCUUCUUUAGCUGAAGCCACCACUUUACAAUUGGAAUUCAGAGACUUGACAGCCUUGACCGGUGAUCAAAAGUAUGAAGAUGUGGCGUUCGGAGCAUCGGAGCAUGUUCACAAUGUUGGAUGUAAAAAGAUGGAUGGACUGUGCCCAUUUUACAUUGACGGAAAAGGAGAAUUCAAAAAAUCAAGUAUUACUCUUGGAGCUCGUGCUGACAGCUACUACGAAUAUCUUAUCAAGCAAUGGCUUCAAACCAAAAAAUCAAUUGAUUGGCUGCGUGACGACUUCAUUCAAUCCAUUGCCGCCAUGAAAAAGCAUCUCUAUAGACAAUCUCAGCCGAAUAGCAUCUGGUUUCUCGGUGAAAUAACCGAAUUGGCACAGUUCUAUCCAAAAAUGGAUCACCUUGUCUGUUUCCUUUCCGGAUCUCUUGUACUUUCCCAUUUAAAUGGUCUUGAUCAUGACAAUGAACAUUUGGAAAUGGCUAAAAAUAUUGGAAAUGUUUGUCAUAAAAUGUAUGAAAAUCCAACAGGACUUGGACCAGAAAUAAUACAUUUCAAUAUGGAGGAUAGUUCUGAUAUGACACAAGCGGAUACUUAUGUGAAGAAUCUUGAUGCUCAUUCACUUCUCCGUCCAGAAGCAAUUGAAGCGUGGUUCUAUUUGUAUCGUGUUACUAAAGAUAAGAAAUAUCAAGAGUGGGGAUGGAAAGCUUUUGAGUCGAUUGAAAAGUAUGCAAAAGUGGAAACUGGUGGAUACAGCUCAAUUGACAAUGUGCUCAGAAAGAAGAUCAAAAGACGUGACAAAAUGGAAUCAUUCUUCCUUGCUGAGACCCUCAAAUACCUUUACCUUCUAAUGGCUGAUGAUCAAGAAAUCCUUCCACUCGAUCGAUGGGUUCUCAACACUGAAGCCCACCCACUUCCAAUUUACAAUUGACUGAUGCUGUAUUUUUCACUUUUUGACGGGUUUUUAGAAUUUAUUUUUACCAAAAACAAAACGUUUGUCUAACAAAUAAACUAUAACACAUGU